Messenger RNA from Chanos chanos (milkfish), 2748 nucleotides. It is a transcript of the gene erf, whose product is annotated as Ets2 repressor factor. Bases 508 to 2334 code for a protein of 608 amino acids. Gene Ontology annotation, biological process: regulation of transcription by RNA polymerase II; cell differentiation. Gene Ontology annotation, molecular function: sequence-specific DNA binding; DNA-binding transcription factor activity, RNA polymerase II-specific. Lineage: Eukaryota; Metazoa; Chordata; Actinopteri; Gonorynchiformes; Chanidae. The record is from RefSeq and is a predicted model, not a curated record. The transcript has 5 exons. Gene Ontology annotation, cellular component: nucleus.
AGAAAACUGCCUCAGACGUUCUUUUUUUAUAGUCGGACGUACCAUGUUUUGACUGUGAAAAUGACGUGGAAGUGUUGAAUAUGCGAGGCUGUAACGCGACUAAACUAAUUAGUAAUUUACAACGGAAGCUCCACGGACAUUUUUUUCAGGCAAGCCCCGUCCAUCGGCACGACGCGCUCUAACUUCUUCGUCUCAGAAACUUGACAAAAGUGAAUUUGCCCUCAGGCUAGGGCAACAUUCAUCGCCUCCACAUUCGUAGAAAAAAAUAGAAAGCAACAACCUCAAAACAAACUGGGAAACAGCAGGGGGCUGGUGUUUGAGCGCGUGAGAGCCGAGGGUCUAGAGACGAAGCAAAGGAGCAACUGAGAGAAAAGUUAGCGAGGAGUUUGUGGUUAACGUUAACGCACCGAGAGGAACAACGGGAGGGAGGGCUGACUGCUUCACUACUCCAUAUAUCGACUCACCUUUCUUGUUAGCGCGCUAGCUAACGAAAUCGCUACCCUCGACAUGAAAACCCCUGGGGAUACGGGGUUUGCUUUUCCAGACUGGGCCUAUAAGCCAGAGUCUAGUCCGGGCUCCAGGCAGAUCCAGCUCUGGCACUUUAUCCUGGAGCUGCUGAGGAAGGAGGAGUACCACGAUGUCAUUGCCUGGCAGGGGGACUACGGAGAGUUUGUCAUUAAAGACCCAGACGAGGUGGCCCGACUGUGGGGCGCGCGAAAAUGCAAACCACAGAUGAACUAUGAUAAGCUCAGCCGCGCACUCAGAUACUACUAUAACAAAAGGAUUCUGCAUAAGACCAAAGGGAAAAGAUUCACCUACAAGUUCAACUUCAACAAACUGGUGCUGGUCAACUACCCCUUCAUAGACAUGGGCUCUGCAGGUUCUGGUGUUCCCCAGAGUGCUCCUCCUGUUCCCUCCGGCGUCAGCACACACUUCCGGUUCCCUCCCUCCACUCCGUCUGAUGUCCUGUCUCCAAGUGAGGAGCUGCGCAGCCCGGGUGUCUUCAGCACGGUGGCCCGUCGCAUGGCCCGCGGCUCCGUGUCCGACUGCAGUGACGGCACCUCCACCAACUCUGAGCUGGAGGAGACCGCCGGAGUGGGAGGGUCCGCGGCGGAGGACCGCCCCGCUGACCGUGCCUUCCGGAACCUCCUUCACCCCCGCCUGUCCCAUGACUCCCUGUUCCGUGUCUACGGAGCCCCGCCAAACCCAGCCGGGCUGCCCCGCGGCGCCCCGCACGCACCCCCACACAGGGUUCACCCCGAAUCCCUCUCCCCCUUCCCCGUCUCCCCUCUGCCAGGCCCUGGAGGCCUGCUGGCCCCCACCCUCUCCCCAGCCCUGUCCAUGACCCCCACCUCCCACCUGCCCUACAGCCCCUCCCCCAGUCUCUCUCCAAUGCUGGGUUCCCAUUUCUCCUUCAGCCCGGAGGACAUGAAGCGCUACCUCCAGGCUCACACACAGAGUGUAUACAACUACCACCUGAGUCCACGUGCUUUCCUGCCCUCCUAUCCCAACAUCGUCAUCCCGCAGCCCCAGCGCCCGGACAAGGCCCCACACCUGCCCAGCCACCCCCUACACCAUGCCCAGCCCGAAGAACCACACCACUCCCCCUUCAAAUUCAAGCUCCAGCCUCCACCUCUGGGCCGCAAGCAGAGGGAGGUGCCGCCCGCCUCUGGACAAGGACACGCCCCCUCGUCCGGAAACACUGCCUCCUCCGGGUUAGGCUCCUCCUUCUCGUUCAGCAACGAGCAUGCCUCCGCCCCUGGGCAAGGUUCCAACUCCUCUUCUGGGCUGAUGAACAACUCAGGUGGACCGCCCAAAAUUAAGGUGGAACCCAUCUCUGACAUGGAAUCUGAGGAGGAGGUGGAAGUCACCGAUAUCAGCGAAGAGGAUGAAGAGGGUGACGUCUUCUCACCGCCUUACUCCAAUGGCGCCCACGCACCCCAGCCCCUGGCCCCGACUGCCGAGGAAGAGGAGGAAGACCUGGAGGAAGAUGUGUUCAAGGCUCCAGCCGCGCCCUCCCCUCGCGAGACUCCCAGCAGCCCCGGCGGCGGUAACAGCGGUGGCCGUUGCAUCCCACUGAAGUUGCGUUUCAAACGCCGUUGGAGCGAAGAUCAGCGCAUGGAGGCAGCAGGAGACGAGGCCGAGGACAAGAAGAGCAGAGCGGAACGGGAGGAGGAGCCCACCCCCAGGGCAGAGCCAAAGGGUGCGGGGCAGAACGGAGAGGGGAAAAGUCCUGAGUGCUUGGUCCCACCCCUUCUGCCAGGACAGAGGAGAGUCAGCUCAGAGCUUCAGAGAGCCACAGCCCAGCUGUCCUUAGAAAACAAUUCCUGCUGAACACACACUCACACACACAGAGAGCUGUCCAUCAUUGGCUCUUGUGCCCAUAUACUUUCAUACACAUGCAUACUCACACUCACACACACACACACACACACACACACAAGUACACGUACAUUCUGACUCAAAGCUGUCGUAGUAAAGAAGCACGCACACACACCCACAGCUGCUGAUUCAACUGACAUGCCUGUAUAGAUGAACAUAUUAACAUACACAUACACAUUCAAAUGUGUCCACACAUGUAGAGAAACACGUAUUCACAGAGGUUCACAAAGUGCCCUGACACUAAGAACGACUAUGCGGAAAACUUCUCCCACUAAAAACCAUUUGCCAAUGGACCAGUCUUACUCCCCCCCUGCCCCCCCUCUCUCUCAAUUUCAUUGGCCUCUCAGACCCUCCCACUAGCCCCAC